Pistacia vera is the source of this 2124-nucleotide messenger RNA. RefSeq names its product putative disease resistance RPP13-like protein 1. The transcript has a single exon. Lineage: Eukaryota; Viridiplantae; Streptophyta; Magnoliopsida; Sapindales; Anacardiaceae. Gene Ontology annotation, molecular function: ADP binding. The record is from RefSeq and is a predicted model, not a curated record. Bases 1 to 2124 code for a protein of 707 amino acids. Gene Ontology annotation, biological process: defense response to other organism.
AUGGAAUUUGUUGUUGAGCCCGUGGUCUCUGAACUCUUUAAGGGGUUGUUUAAGAUAUUGGAGUCCAAGGAGGUGCAGGACUUUGCCCGGAACCUUGUUGGAGUAGAUUCAGAGCUCAAAGAGCUGGGGGAAAAGGUGCAGAUGGUUGAAAACCUUCUUGGCAAUGCAGAAGACAAGCAACUGACUGAUAAAAGGGUUAAAGAGUGGCUUGACAAUCUUCAAGACUGGGCUUUUGAUGCGGAGGACUUGCUGGAUGAGUUUGCCUACCAUGCUUCGCGACGCAAACUGAAGGCAGAACACCAGGCUAGCUCUAGCAAGGUUAUGAGCUGCCUCCGUGCUUCUUUCCCUAGUCCCUUUCACAUGGGGUCCAAGAUCAAAGACAUCACUUGCCGCUUGGAGCAACUGCAGCAGAAAAGAUCAGCUGAACAUGAAAUGCAAGUAGUUUCUGGAGGGACAUCAAGUAACGUCGCUGCACCGCAAAGACCAGAGGAAACUUCAAGCGUCCCACCUGAACAGGUUGUUCAUGGCAGAGUUGAAGAUGAAGCCAAACUACUUGACAGGGUGAAAAGCGCUCAACCAAGUGGUGCCAACUUUCGAGUGAUAGCCAUCGUCGGCAUGGGAGGGAUCGGUAAAACAACGAUUGCUCGGAAAAUAUACAAUCACAUGCAGGUGCUGGAAGAUUUUAAGUUUGAUAAAAAGGCAUGGGUCUGUGUUUCAAACAACUUUGAUGUUCUGACAAUUUCAAAGGCAAUUCUUGAGUCCAUAGACUCCUCACCCUCUAUUCCAAAUCAUUUAAAUGAAGUGCAACUUAAAUUGCGGGACACAGUAAAUCAGAAAAAAUUCUUACUGGUCUUAGAUGAUGUCUGGAGUGACGACUAUGGACAAUGGGAAAUCCUCAAGGCUCCCUUCAAGGCUGGUGCACCCGGAAGCACCAUGAUCAUCACAACACGCCUUGAAAAUGUUGCAUCUGCAGCAAGAUCCUUUGUUACUUAUCCUUUAAAGCCAAUAUCUGAUGAUCAUUGUUGGCAAUUGUUUCAAGAACAUGCAUUCGGUGAUGGUUCCAUGGCCGAGGCUCAUGAAAUUCACCAUUCGAUUCGUGAGGGACUUAUUCAAAGAUGCAGAGGCCUACCUCUAGCAGCAAAGACUCUCGGUGGUCUUCUCCAUUCUAAACCGUGGGAUUCUUGGGAAAAAAUAUUAAACAGCAAUAUAUGGAGUACAUCUGAUAAAAGUGAUCAAAUUCUCCCAGCACUAAGGCUAAGUUAUCAUUAUCUUCCUUCGAAUCUAAAAAGAUGUUUCGCCUACUGUGCAGUUUUUCCUAAAGAUUACGAAUUCAAGGAGAAUGAACUUGUACUUUUGUGGAUGGCAGAAGGUAUAGUUCAAUCAUCUGAUAAGCAAUUCGAUAAGGCUGGUGAGUAUUUUCGCGGUUUAUGUUCAAGAUCACUUUUACAAAAAUCAAGUAGCCAUAGUUCCAAUUAUGUAAUGCAUGAUCUUAUCCAUGAUUUAGCUGAAUCUGUUUUUAAAGAAUUCAGUUUUAGAUCUGAGAAAGCCAUUAUCGAGCUACCGCAAAAUAUUAAAAGAAUGCGUCAUUUUUCUUAUAUUUCUGAUCGAUUUAAUGGUGAAAAGAAAUUUAUAGGCUUGGAAAAGCUUAAGAGUUUAAGAACAUUCUUGCCGGUAUUCAUGAGACCUCAUCACUUUUUUGAUAACCAUUUUAUAAGUGCUAUGGUUAUUUUUUAUUUGUUACCGAAGUUAAAAAAGUUGAGAGUAUUAUCUUUAGAAAAAUCCACCAUCACUUAUUUACCUGAUUCAAUUGGAGGUUUGAUGCAUCUACGGUAUCUCAACUUUUCUUAUACUAUGAUCAAAAGUUUGCCUGAGUCAACAAGCCAAUUACUUAAUUUGCAAACUUUAUUAUUAAAAGGUUGUUCUCGUCUUGUGAAUUUACCUUUCAACAUGAGAUAUUUGAUCAAUUUAUAUCAUCUUGAUAUAAGUGGUCACAAUUCAUUGAAAGAGAUGCCGUCAAGAAUGAAAGAGUUGAAAAAUCUCCGAGUAUUGUCUAACUUUAUUGUAGGGAAGGAAUCGAGCUUGAAUUUGGAAGAUUUGAAGAGUUUAAGUUCUCUUCAAGGAUAG